AUCGCGUCACGUCGCGUCGAGGCGGCGAAGUUGGCGUCGUCGUCUUCCGGAGGUCUUUUUUCAAUUUCUGGGUCAUGACUCCUCUAAUUUGCCCCCCCCCCCCCCUGUUAUGUCUCUGUUUACAUCGAUCUAUCCACUAUUCAUCGCAGCAUGCCAUCUUUUUCUCUCUCUUCCCCCCCCUCCCUUUCCCAUUUUGUUUCCCACUCUCGCCACACUAUUUCUUCGCCGAAUGAUUCUCGCUUUCUUGUGUGAUCUUUCUGGACCUGUGAACUCGGACACCUUCGUAACAUGGACAAUAUUGACACAAUUGCUUUGUUUGUCAAGUUUUGUUUUGUAGUAUUUUUUUUUUCUCAUUUUCCCAAUAUCGGUGUCAUUCAUCCCAUCCUCUGUCCAUCGCCAUUUUUUUUAUUCUCAUAUUCUCGAACCUGGAUUUUUCCUUACACCUUGUUUGUUUGUUUACUUUUUUUACUACUACUGGCCACCAAAUUAGUCAUCGAUGAACGACAUUUUUGCAUUGUUUGCCUGCUUGCAUGUACAUUUGGAACCAAUUCCAACAAGGGAGUUCUUUUUUCUUCAUCGUACUAUGUAUUACGCAUUUAUUCUAGCCAUGAAAGCAAGUAUAGUAUUUCAGCCCAG
This is a messenger RNA of Cantharellus anzutake, 636 nucleotides long. RefSeq lists its product as uncharacterized. The transcript has a single exon. The record is from RefSeq and is a predicted model, not a curated record. Bases 110 to 337 code for a protein of 75 amino acids. Lineage: Eukaryota; Fungi; Basidiomycota; Agaricomycetes; Cantharellales; Hydnaceae.